This is a messenger RNA of Grus americana (Whooping crane), 769 nucleotides long. It is a transcript of the gene NDUFAF8, whose product is annotated as NADH:ubiquinone oxidoreductase complex assembly factor 8. The transcript is spliced from 3 exons. Gene Ontology annotation, biological process: mitochondrial respiratory chain complex I assembly. NCBI's taxonomy places the organism in Eukaryota, Metazoa, Chordata, Aves, Gruiformes, Gruidae. Gene Ontology annotation, cellular component: mitochondrion. The coding region runs from base 59 to 271 and encodes 70 amino acids. The record is from RefSeq and is a predicted model, not a curated record.
AAUCGCGGUUGCUCCACCAUGGCGGCGCCCAGGCCGUGAGGCGGCGGCGGCAGCGGCGAUGUCGGGCCGGGGCGUCUGGCUGCGGGCGCGGACGCGGCUGCGGCGUUUCCCCGCGCUGCUGGCGGGCUGCGGGGAGCAGGCGGCUGCCUACGGCCGGUGCGUGGCUGCGGCGGCGGCCGGGACGACGGAGCUGCGGCGGGACGCCUGCCUGGAGGAGUUCCGGGCGCUGCAGGACUGCUUCGCCCGGGCGGCGAAAGCGACGCCGAAGUGACCGGACCGACCCCGCGCACCGGCCUGGAGACGCUUCGGGAAAAAAUAAUAAAAAAAACCACCAAACCAAAAAACCCGUCUCAAAGCCGGCCCGGUUUGUCCUUCAAGUUACAGAGUCAGGAGCGGGGCCCGGGCCCGCGGGGGUGACCCCGGCCCCUGGGGACCAGCCGGGCGCAGGAAGGCAGCACACCGCCCGCCUCCGCAGGCCCCGGCCCCAGCGCUGCUGCAGCUGCUUGAGCUCCGGAAUGUCAAAUUAGGGGGUUUUUCUCCCCAACCCAGGCCCCGCACGCAGCGGGUGGCAGCUUCCCCUCCGCCUCCCCGCAGCGGAGAGGAGCAAAUCUCAAAGAAAGCGCAAACCCCUCUUUUCCUUCAGUACGUAACUCCUGGCGGGAACGGAGCGAGGCAGAUGCUGCUGCCUGCCCGGGGAGCCACGGCCCUGGGGCCAGGUAAGGCUUACCCAUCUCUUUCUUUUUUUUUAAUUAAAUAAAAAAAAAAAGAA